AUGUCAGACGCUUCUAAGACAAUGGAAGAUUUCAGUUACGACGACGUAACCCCAAUGCCAUUCAACGAACCAAAAGGCAGCUUAUGUCGAAUUGCUUAUUCUGCAGAGUAUACUACGGUAAUGGGAAUAAUUAGAGCAUUUUUAUCUGUCAAAGAAUAUUCAGAAAGGGCAUUGGCGGCAACGGCAGCGGCCAUCGAGUUGAAUCCUGCUCAUUACACCGUUUGGUCCUAUCGAUACGAUAUCAUCAAGAAUAUUUCAGAAUCAUUAGAACUGGACACAAAACGUCAACAGUAUAUCGAUGAAGAAUUGGAGUACAACGAAUCAGUGGCCAUAAACUAUCCAAAGAACUACCAAAUUUGGAACUACAGAGAAUUGUUAAUUAAACUACAUCCCAACCCUACCCCAAAAAAAGAGUUCCCAUUGCUUGAAGCAAUUAUUAUCGAAGACAAUAAGAACUACCAUACCUGGGCGUAUCGUACUUGGUUAGUGUCGUAUUUCAACUUAUUCGAUGAAGAAUCGGAAAUCAAUUUUGUCAACAUCUUGUUAGCAAAAGAUAUUAGAAACAACUCGGCCUGGAAUUUCCGUUUCUUUUUGAAAUUCAAUAACAAUAACAGAAAACUUACGGAAGAGGAGAUCGAAAAAGAGAUUAGUCACGUCAAGAACUCCAUAUCGCAUGCUCCUCAGAAUUCUAGUUCCUGGAAUUAUUUGACAGGAAUUUAUGAUCGCACUGGAAAAGACAUUAGCGAACUCGAAGAGUUCUGUUUAGAAUUCGGGUCUAUUGAUGAUAUAUUGAUUGAGGAUCUCCGGACAAACGAUGGGGAGGACAACUCAGAUGAUGUUGAAGUAAUUGUGAAAUCGGUGUAUGCUGUUGAAUUACUACUGAAUAUUUAUGCCAAAGAGAAGAAGGCAAAGUCAUUAAAAGCAUUGGAAAUCCUUACAGAGAUAGAUCCUAUUCGAGAAAAUUACUGGAGUUAUAAGAGAUCAUUGCUUGCAUAA
This is a messenger RNA of Saccharomycopsis crataegensis, 996 nucleotides long. It is a transcript of the gene RAM2, whose product is annotated as bifunctional protein farnesyltransferase/protein geranylgeranyltransferase. Gene Ontology annotation, biological process: protein geranylgeranylation; protein farnesylation. Bases 1 to 996 code for a protein of 331 amino acids. Gene Ontology annotation, cellular component: cytoplasm; protein farnesyltransferase complex; CAAX-protein geranylgeranyltransferase complex. The transcript is spliced from 2 exons. The record is from RefSeq and is a predicted model, not a curated record. Gene Ontology annotation, molecular function: CAAX-protein geranylgeranyltransferase activity; protein farnesyltransferase activity. NCBI's taxonomy places the organism in Eukaryota, Fungi, Ascomycota, Saccharomycetes, Ascoideales, Saccharomycopsidaceae.